Messenger RNA from Pediculus humanus corporis (human body louse), 4251 nucleotides. RefSeq lists its product as uncharacterized. The transcript is spliced from 10 exons. Gene Ontology annotation, biological process: regulation of transcription by RNA polymerase II. Bases 1 to 4251 code for a protein of 1416 amino acids. The record is from RefSeq and is a predicted model, not a curated record. Gene Ontology annotation, cellular component: mediator complex. Lineage: Eukaryota; Metazoa; Arthropoda; Insecta; Psocodea; Pediculidae. Gene Ontology annotation, molecular function: transcription coregulator activity.
AUGGAUCUCCUUAUGGAGAAAAUUCGUUCAAAAGCUAACCAAUUCAAAUCAUUUGCAGAAUGCGCAAAAAGCAUAAGAAUGUCCCAAUUGGAAAAAAGAUUUCCAAUGGAUGUAGCUGACAGACAUCAGUUGCAAAAAUGUUUAGACACACUACAGCAGUCGAUGAAAGUUACUACCAUGCAAGGAAUAGUAGAAAGAUUAGAAAGUAUAUCUAGACAAUUGAGUUUAAAACUUAUGCCAGGACCUACAGGAUUAGAAUUAUUUAUUUCUUCCGAUAUGUUCUACUUAGAAGUGUCUUUGGAAAGUACUGGCAACGUAAAAGAUGUUAAAAUUCAUCAUGAAGGAAAAUUAGAGCAGCAGUCUUGCGAAGAACUGGUCAAGUCUUUGUCGAAAGGAGAUUUUGAGGAUUUUACUAUUCAGUUACAGGGACUUAUUUCAAUAUAUCAAUUGAAUGCUGAAAAAAAAGUUAAAUGUAAAGCUUUCAGUGCUUUAUGUGCUUUAGAGGCUGAUCUAGAUGCUCAUUGGUCUUUACAAUCUAAUACGAAAAAUGUAUUAACUUUACUCAAUAAAUCACCAGUCGGUGUUUUAUUAAAAAGAAGGGGAGGGCAUCCCAUGAGAUUGACAUACUUUGUUUCUCCAUAUGAAGUACUUGAAACUAAAAAAGAAUUAUCAUUAGACUUAAUUUAUAAAAGUAAUAUUGGUUGCAGUGUUACUAUUUGUUUAGAAGGAUCAGCAGCCCAUAAAUUGCAGACUGCACCCUUAGUUAGUAUUAACAAAAAUUCUAAUAAAAGCUCUGUUUUGUAUGCUCCAAUGACUCCAUCCAACAGUGCAACUUUACCAGCUUAUUUUACUCUCAAAUUAAACAAACCACAACCGAUAUGCCUUGAAUUGGUCAAACAAAUAAAUGCUUUGUCAGAACUAGAAUGUUGCGAUUCUUCAAAUCCUCAUCCUUUAUUUAGCCUUAUAACUCAAUUUGCUUCUAAUGGUAAAAUGGAUUCUUCGUCAAACAAAGGCUUAUUUGUGAAUUUGCCUGAUCAAGUUCAUUGCUAUUUUAUGACUGAAUGUCGUGGACUUGAUGGCGUUAUGCUAUCUUCAAUACCAUUUACUCAUCCAUCACAAGUUCCUCUUAUAUUAUCAAUUUUACGACAGCAAGCAGUAUUUAAUGGAUUGGUCAGUAGCAUAAUUAGACCACAUAGCAAACAAGAUGUUGAAAACAUGGUAAUGUUGGAAGUAUCUGCCUUAUCUUGCCAAUAUUUAUCGGUUUCUUUCGAACAUCCUUUACAGGAAAGUAUGUCUACUAUUGAAAUCGAUUUAACCGAUGUAUCAUCCAUAAAAGCAAAGUUGUAUACUUCCACGACGGAAAUGAAUGUAAAAACUAGCACAGAACAUAUCUCUAAAAUUUUACAAAGGUGUUUAUCAAUUCCGGUUACAAUGAGAUACUUGAUUAAAGCUCUUCAAAAUCAAUCCAUAGAUGGAAAUUUAAACGCUAUGAAUAACGGUCACUUUUCAUCUGCUCCAAAUGGAAAUUUAGGUAACGGAAAUGAUCAAAGUCCGAUAGACACGUCGAAAAUAAAACAAGAAAAUGGAUUAAGUAACGGUAUGAACGGUAGGAAUAAUACUCUAAGAAAUCAAUUCGACGACUUUUCUUCUUUUUCAACAACCGUUAUUGAUCAUAACAUACCAAAAAGCACGAAUAUUUUGAGUUUCGUAGUGGAGCAGCAAAAGCAAAAAAAACGGCAAAAGCAUGAUAAACAUUGGAAAGCCUCUAAGCAAAAAUCGAUUGAUGAUUGUGAAAUUCUAUUAGAAAGUUCUUCUAAUGAUUCUGUUUCAACUGACACACCGAUGGAAAUAGAUUUAGAAACGGAAUUUUUAGUACGAGAUAAAGAUGAUUUGGCAGAAAAUAGCGAAAUAGACGACGUCGAAGAAAUGUUGAAAGUUGCCGCUGGCCCUGCUAGAACUGAUAUUAAAUUUAAAAAAUCUAAAGAAGUUAAAAAAUCACCCUCGCGAAACAGUUUAAUUAUGGAUUUGACAGAUGGAAAAGGAUUGGUUCCUCCUAGUGUCACAAUCACGCCAAUCACUCCAAAUACUCCGAAUAUUAAUUCCGUUUUGGAACGACGACCUGGAAUUGAAAUAAUACCAUUAACAAAUUCAGCUGCCAUUUCAAGUUCAAUUACAAUCACACCUAUUUCAAGUUCCCUUGAUAAAGAAGAACGUAAAAAUUGUGGAAAUAAAAACUUGGAUGAAAAAAUUCGUGAGAAAAAGAGGAAGAGGAAGAGAGAAGAUGAAAACGCUACGAAAAUGGGGCCACCGGAAAAAGUGCCUGUUAAAAAUGAUCCUUUAUCAAAACCAGUCUCUGUAAGCAUUAUAAAACCAGCUACGGAUUCGCCUCCUGGUAUAAAUAGACCUAAUUCGCCGUCUGUGAGAAAAUAUUCUGCAUCUCCUACGCAAUUUCGUGAGAAAUCUUCCAGUUCAUCUUUUCAGCCAAGCCCUAAGCACUCUCCAGCUUAUGGAUCCAGUCCGAAGCAUAGUCCCAAGCAUGGAACAAGUUCUCCUAAACAACCGAACAGUGGAUCUGGUAAGCCUAGUAUGAGUACACUAAAGUCUGCUUCCAGUUCUCCAAACAGUAUAAAAAGUUCGGAAGGAAAAAUGAAAACGAAUAGCGGAAGCGGAAGUCUUGGUGGAAUUGGUAAAGAACAAAGAGAUAAAGAUUCAUCUCGAAAAACAACGGGUAACUCGUCAAAUUCUUCAACUUCCGGAAGCCCUAAAAUAAAAUCUUCGAGUGUGAAAUUAAAGCAGUUGGAUCUUUCCGGUGAGUUAAGCUCGUCGUUAUCUGGUAGAAGCACUCCACCAAAUAAUGCAUCAACGGGAGAUUUGAAGAAUUCGGGAAAUCCUUUGCAAAGAAAUCGUAAAGGAAGUUUAUCGGCAGUCAUUGACAAAUUAAAAUCGGCCCAAGAAGUCAGUGAUACCGCUCCUGUGGGUGUAAAAAGAGAUUCAUCGAAUUGCGGAAGUUCAAAAGAAGGUAAAUUACCAUCUGGACUUUGUGGAGCAACUCUAUCUAAGAUUGGAUUAGAAGGCAAAGCGUUAUCAAUUCAAAAAAUACCCGACGGAAUAAAAAAUCCUGGAGAAUACAUGGUAAAGCAAUCAUCGGAUGGUAUGAAACUCUUAAUAAACAAAAAAUCAAAAGAAGGUUCCAAAAUCACGAAAAGUGGCAGUUCUUCUGGCACCGGCUUCUUUAAAACUCACACUGGUUUAAAACCGGGCGUCAUCAGUGGACCAGCAUCUAAAAAAUCAACUUCUAAAUCUAAUAGCCUAAGUGGAAUGUCUUCCAAAGGAUCGAGUUCGCUGUCGAAAAAUUCAACCAUUAAAAGUUCCAUUGCAAAAUCUUUAUCUUCAAAAGGAAGUGGUUCUCCAAAAAUUAUCACAUCGGCAAUCACAGAUUUAACUCGUAAAGAAAAUUCUGGUAAAUCGAGAUCAUUGAAAAUCAAUUCGGACAAAACUCUAUUUAAAGAAGGCAUGCGUAAAGGGUCUCCUGCUCCCGUUCGCGACGAAGAUCACGAACGUGCUAUUAAGACGUUAAAAAUAGAAUCAGGUUUUCCACCGUCUGAAAAAAUAUCUGACAAAAGCGAAAUCAAAAUCAUGGACAUUCCAGCGAGCAAGACGAGUUUGGAUUUAGCCGCAAAUUUAAAAUAUCAAACAUCGAAACACGAUGCUAAAAUUCCAAGUUCGAACGUUCCCAAUUUACUAUCACUUCCGAUGGCCUUGACAAACGUGAGUCCUAAACUUCCUAUGACGUCACCAAAUCUACCCACCACCAGUUUAUCAUCGAUCACUUCGAAAUUGGAUCGCGGAGAAGAUUCGAAAUUCGUCGAGGCGACAAUAGUCGACAAGAUGGAAAAUGACGGAAGUUCAACGACAACGGUGGACGUGACUUCGGUUAAAUUUCAAACCAGUAAUACUCCCUUACCGAAAUCGGACGACGUGAAAAAAUCAUUCGAUAUAUCGAAACACUUGAUAUCGACUCAACAACCGCCGGAAAUGCUCAUCGAUUUUUCAAAUAGUUUAACGGGUAAAAUAUUAACGGAUAAAUCGGAGAAAGCGUUGGUCGUUGGGGUAACCACUCCGACCUGUUUCGUAAAACCCAAUUCUCCAGCAAUAUUUCAAAAGAGUCCUGUUCAGUCUCCCAUGGACGUACCUUCGCAAUCCCCUCAGUCGAUAACGGACGAUGAACUCAUGGACGAAGCCAUUGAUUGA